CUCCAAACCCAAACACAAAAAUUAAGAAACAAACAAAACCGCACAGGAAAAAGACAGAAAGCACAGCACAUACAAAAAAAAAAAAACGAAAGAAGGGAACACCACGCACGCUCUUUUCGUGAGGGAUGGACGCUCCACCGAAAACGCUUACGGGUCUUGCGGAGGAGAAGACGGUGGAGGCGAGCUUCAUCCGCGACGAGGAUGAGCGUCCCAAAGUGGCCUACAACCAAUUCAGCGACGACAUCCCCGUCAUCUCCCUCGCCGGAAUGGACGACGACGGGGAGAAGAGAGCCGCCGUGUGCAGGCGGAUCGUCCAGGCGUGCGAGGACUGGGGCAUCUUCCAGGUGGUGGAUCACGGCAUCGACGCCAAACUCAUAUCCGACAUGACCCUUCUCGCUCGUGAAUUCUUCUCCCUGCCGCCCGACGAGAAGCUCCGCUUCGACAUGUCCGGCGGCAAGAAGGGCGGCUUCAUCGUGUCCAGCCAUCUGCAGGGAGAAGCGGUGCAGGAUUGGCGUGAGAUAGUGACCUACUUUUCGUACCCGAUCCGGAACCGGGACUACUCGCUGUGGCCGGACAAGCCGGCUGCGUGGAGAGCGGUGACGGAGGAAUACAGCGAGAAGCUGAUGGGGCUGGGUUGCAAGCUGCUGGAGGUUCUGUCGGAGGCGAUGGGGCUGGAAAAGGAGGCGCUGACCAAAGCGUGCGUGGACAUGGACCAGAAAGUGGUGGUCAAUUUCUACCCAAAAUGCCCGCAGCCGGACCUCACCCUCGGCCUCAAGCGCCACACGGAUCCGGGCACCAUUACACUUCUGCUGCAGGACCAGGUCGGCGGCCUCCAGGCGACCAGAGAUAACGGCAACACCUGGAUCACCGUUCAACCCAUCCAAGGAGCUUUCGUCGUCAAUCUCGGGGAUCACGGCCACUUUCUUAGCAACGGGAGGUUCAAGAACGCCGACCACCAGGCAGUGGUGAACUCAAACUCUAGCCGCCUCUCCAUUGCCACGUUCCAGAACCCAGCUCCUGAGGCGACCGUUUACCCGUUGAAGAUCAGAGAUGGCGAGAAACCUGUGUUGGAGGAGCCAAUCACCUUCACCGAGAUGUACCGGAGGAAGAUGAGCAAAGACCUUGAGCUGUCGAGGAUGAAGAAGCUUGCCAAGGAGAAGGCCCUGGAAAUCGCCGCAGCUGAUGAGGAGGCUGCUAAACUUCAAAAGCCUAAACUCGAAACCAAGCCUUUGGAGCAGAUUCUUGCCUGAGUGAUGAUGCCAAUAUUAUUAAGCUAGGCUAUAGUUAAUUUGACAUGACGGAAUCCCCCUUGCCCCCAUGUUACCUACUUUUCCCAUGCUUGGGUGUUGCUCGCUCUUAUGUCUGGACUGGUAAUAAAAGUCUGUGUUUUCA
Linum trigynum is the source of this 1392-nucleotide messenger RNA. The record is from the annotation of a GenBank genome assembly. Lineage: Eukaryota; Viridiplantae; Streptophyta; Magnoliopsida; Malpighiales; Linaceae.